AGACGCUCCUCCACGGUGCUGGCACACUCGGCAAUCGUGCUUCAUAAGCUUCGACCGCAUUUCGUACACCUAAUCUCGUCGAACCGCGAUCGAGAAGAAUGUUCGCGCUGUCGUUGCCUCGGCAGACGUGAAAGUUACAAAGAAACCAGUGAUAAUUGUUUCGUUUUCUUCGUUGUGUUUUCCCAGUGUUCGAUUAGGAGGGAAAAGUGGAGGUCUUAGAAAUGAGAUCGUUCGAAGCAAAGGUGAUCUAGCAUGAGCGUGAAUCGUGACGAUUACCGAGGACUGUUUAUGAUAGAACCGAGUACGUCAUUGCAAGCCAUCAUCCUUGAGAUACUCAACUCGCACGCGAGUACACGGCGCGGAAAACGGGCGUAGAAAAAAAAAACCCUCGUUAUCGUUGUGGAAACAAACUAUUAGCCUAAGAUAGCAUUUCGUCGGUGCUCGCGUGUGUGACAGUUGCCUCGCUAAAAUAUGUCGGAAGAGGAACGCUCGUGCAAUCUCGCGAUCGUUCAGUGACUCGUUUACGCUUCGACUUCCAAGUGAAUUCCGUUUCGUUAGACCCGACGAUAAAACUAACAAGACUAUAAAACACGCGUUAAGGUGUUUGACGCGCGCACGCGCGCGUAUCUUUACCCUGUUACAUGCAGACAGAACAGGAUGAGCAGAGGGAAAGAGUUCGCAGAGGUGCCAGGAGGGUUUUCGAAUUAAAAUCAUUAAUUAUCGAAGCGCGAAUUUGCCCAUGAAGCGAUCACGAUGGAACCGCGUGGGAUGAUGAUGCCUAACCUGUCGUGCGACGGCUGCGUCGACAGCGAUCGCGACUCCGACAGUAGCAGCAUGAUCGUGGACCCGGUGAGUCUGGACAAGAAUGACCUCUCGCCAUCGCAGUCGUCCUCCAGUCCCAUCAUAUCGAGUUCCCCGGUACCGCCUACCACCACCUCCUCGUCGAGGAACCGUGGCGGUAGUCGAAGCAAGAAAAACUACUCCAUGAUGUCGGCGAACGGUCAACAAAAGUCAAGUUCGACGAGUCAGCCGUCGUCUUACGGCAACGACAAGAUGUCCUCGUCUCUGAUCAAACCCCCAUACUCGUACAUAGCCCUGAUCACCAUGGCGAUCCUACAAUCGCCCCAGAAGAAGCUCACCCUAAGCGGAAUCUGCGAGUUCAUCAUGUCCAGAUUCCCCUACUAUCACGACAAGUUUCCCGCCUGGCAGAAUUCCAUCAGACACAACCUGUCCUUGAACGACUGCUUCAUCAAGAUCCCCCGGGAGCCGGGGAAUCCAGGCAAAGGCAACUACUGGACCCUAGACCCUCUGGCCGAGGACAUGUUCGACAAUGGAAGCUUCCUGCGACGCAGGAAGAGGUACAAGAGGCCUCCGCCGCACUACGUCCUCCGGGAUAGGGCCAUCAUGGCGACCUUCGCCAUUUGCGGCGAUCGAGGACCCUGUCCCGGAGGUGGCGGUGGUCAUCCAGGUACUCUCGCUUAUCCCAGUGCCGCCUACCUGUCUCCGCCACCUGGUCUACCCCUAUUGGACUUCUCUCCUUCGACCCUGGAAGCUCUGAAGCUCGGAGGCUUCCUGGAACCACCUCCUCCGUUGUACAAACCGGUGCCGAUCACCGCGCCACCGAUCAGACAGCUCGACCCAACACCAACGAGGACCACUACGAUACCCUCUAGUCAUCCUCCGAUGGAGAAGAAAAGGAACUUCAGUAUCGAUGCCCUGAUCGGCAAACAAUCGGCCACCGAUCAAAACUGCGGAGGUCUAUUGGAUCUCAGCCCGUCGGAACAUCGGGAGAUCAGAAGUCAGGCGUCUGCCUUUUCACCUUUGGUCUAGAAGACCUGUCCGAAGAACCGAGGCCAGAUCUUCGGCUUCCGGUAGGGGUCAAGAACUAUUUUUAUCGUUUUAUCGGAGAGGAUCAGGAUGCAGUUAUGGAAAGACGAAGAACGAAGAUCGAGCAAGAUUGAGAAGAAAAGAAACGACGAUGAUUUCGAUGUUCAUUGUCAGUUGAAGUUAACAUAUCGGACGCAAACCUACCUCUUCAACAUUCACAAACUGGCACCAAUGGAAAGUGAAACAAUAUUAAAUGGACGAUAAAUUCGCCCCUGGAGAAACGAUAGAAUGAAGUAAUUGUAAAGGAAAAAAAAAAAAGAAGUGUAGUGCAAUAGUGUAGUGCUUUGUUUAUUAUAUCAAAAGCACUGAUUUCGCUCUAACGAACGAUCUCUUAGCGUACGUCCCCGAAGAACUCGACAUUUCCAACCCUUCUAUUCAUUUUUUCCGUUCAAUCUCUUAGCCGAAGAAGUAGCUUGUGCGUGUUGGCUCGUUUGUAAACGAUCGAUUAAUAUCGGCACUGUAAAUACACACACUCCCGAACAAAUCUUUGCUCAGCUUUCUAUUGUUCGACAGAGUGAGAGAGUGGGAGAGAAUGGAGGAACGAGAGAGACAGAGAGAGACAGAGAGAGACAGAGAGACAGAGAGGGAGAGAGAGAGAGAGAGAGAGAGAGGAAAAAGGGAUAUUCGUUUCUGUGUUUGAAAAACGUAAAUGCUCGAUCGAAAAGGUCGGCUAGACGUUUCUAGUGUACAUAGUGCUAUGAUUAUUGAAAAAUGAUGAAACAUUUCAGUUCUUCUCGUUUGUCUACGUCUAGGCAACAACGGUUUCGUGGAAAUCCUCCUUAUCGUUUUGUUUUCUUUCUAAAUUGCGCUCUUUACUAUGCAAACGGUGCGAGGGAUUCGCUCAGUUUCAAAGCUUUUCUGUUACGAAACGAUCUCGCGCUAAAAGGAAACUUUAGCAAAAUGAUAACUACAAGAUUAAACAAAAACGAACGGGAAAAGUAUUCAAGGAAUUACUUAUAUAAUUAUCAGACACUCGGUUUCGCUAAAAAAUGGCGGGAAUUUCAACUAAUCAAAGAAUAUCAUUGUAUUAGAAUUAGAGUCACGAGGCGCGAAACGCGUCCGUCUGAAAACACUAUUUGUUCGUGUUUUCUUUCGAAUUUCAAGGCUCUGCAAGACAAGCAGGAUUCCUACUUAUUUCCGUUAUCGUCAACGUUUAUGUAGAACUGAUUAGGCCGUGGUUCGCGUGCUCGAGACGUGAAUGACGCUUGGCACGAUAACGAAAAUCAUUGCCCUAAUAAUAGAGCAAAGAGAACCUUCUUGCUUAACACAUAUCGUUGGAAGAAAAAACAUGGGAUAGUAAUUUUUUCAAAUAUUUUCAAUGGUGUAAAUAAUAUAGUGUAAUUGCAAAUUAUGAUUAAUUACCAAUUAACGGCUGUUCGAACGAAUCAGCUGAUGUAAAAAUGACACUAUAUUGCUUCCACCGACUAUACACACUUUACCGUUCAAUCUGUGCCAUGAAACGAAGAAAGCAGAGAUUUAACGUUUAGAUACAAAAUGUUUUAUUCGAUAGAAUCUUUUAUACUUGGACAAAUUCACUGUUGAACGAUUAAGUUUUAAUGUAUUGUACGAUGUUGCUUAUCUUAUCCACGCGAAGAGAAGAAGUAAAGAAUGAAAGAAGAUAGAGACGAGAAAAGAGACGCGGUCUCUAUUUGAGAAUAAUCCAUGAUUAUUAUUUGAAUGAUGUAUAUUUUACUGAUCCCGUCUCGACUCUCUGCUGUCGUGUGUGUUAAAGUAUUGCGACGAAAAUUAAAACGAUACGUCUGUUUGUUCCUUUACUAAAUAAGUACCGAUGCCAUAAUGUAUGUUUAGUUAUAGGUUAUCGUUACACUUGUCUCCGUAGAUUUAGUAAGUAUUAUACGUGUCAAGAUGAUAGAUUUAUAAUAACGUGUAAUAAUGUCAACAAUAAAGUACCGUUAAGUAUAAA
Messenger RNA from Osmia bicornis bicornis, 3811 nucleotides. RefSeq names its product forkhead box protein D3-like. NCBI's taxonomy places the organism in Eukaryota, Metazoa, Arthropoda, Insecta, Hymenoptera, Megachilidae. Gene Ontology annotation, biological process: cell differentiation; anatomical structure morphogenesis; regulation of transcription by RNA polymerase II. Gene Ontology annotation, molecular function: RNA polymerase II cis-regulatory region sequence-specific DNA binding; DNA-binding transcription factor activity, RNA polymerase II-specific. The record is from RefSeq and is a predicted model, not a curated record. The coding region runs from base 754 to 1830 and encodes 358 amino acids. The transcript has a single exon.